This is a messenger RNA of Colletotrichum phormii, 1299 nucleotides long. RefSeq lists its product as uncharacterized. The transcript is spliced from 2 exons. Bases 1 to 1299 code for a protein of 432 amino acids. The record is from RefSeq and is a predicted model, not a curated record. Lineage: Eukaryota; Fungi; Ascomycota; Sordariomycetes; Glomerellales; Glomerellaceae.
AUGGAGGUUCACAAAAGUCCUGAGGGAUCAGGACUCAGAGUUUCCUUGCGCUCUUCCCGAGAUUGGAACUUCGAAAUAAGGAACGAGUUUGCUGAUACAUCGGAAACUUGCUAUGUUCGUCUGGCCACACAAUAUGCAGUCGGCGACCUCGCGCUGAGGGAUUACUUGGAUGGCGUGCUAUCUCACUUGAAGAAAGGAGCGGCAAAGCACAAGUGGGAUGUGCCGCCUGAAGACAUCGGCGACUUUCUAGAACUGGACCUCUUUGCAGGGGCUGUCAAAGCACGGCAACUCGAUCCGACUUUUGUCCCCUUGGAAGAACCAGUCUACGCUACCGCAAAACGUCUUGCUUUCAUAUCAUGGACCACAGACGAUCCAGGGGAGUUCGAUCGGCUUGCGCGAGAGGACCAGACAUGGAUCGACUCCUCAGGGGGGCUACCAGAAAUUGCCGACCUUUUACUCAUCAUCUGCUAUGCGAGGCGACACACCCUUUUGUUUAGGCACCUUGUUCGUCUGUUGCCAGGGCCUCCCAUCAGGUCUACCUUUGACCUUCUGAAUGAGAUUUUGCUCCAACCGCGAACCGCUUAUUGGGCAGUGAUACACCAGCAUUCCCCGAAGGAGCAAAGCAACGCUUCAGACGAGAUAAGCAUGUGGACUGAUAUCCUAAAUUUCGGCUGGGUCCAUGAUCCUGUGAACUCAGAAACGCAGCGGUUCCUACAUCAUGGGAUACGCAGCCAAGAUCCUGCGGUUGAAAGAGACGAUAGUAUCACCUUCGGCAGCCCAAAGCUUAGGGACUUUCAUCUUGCAUUGGCCUCGAGGGGACUUCAUUAUGACGUGGCGUCGCUUGGUGAUUAUCUGGCCGGUUGCAAAUCUCUUGACCAAGCUCUCGACUUCCUCACAGUAUUUCCCGGGACCAAAGUCAGACCAUCGGGCCGUGACUUGUACGAGUGGGAGUCUGGGGGCUUGGUGGGUAGCGUUGUCGACUCUUCCACAUUGGAUGGGAAGUUGCGGACUGACAUCAUGAGACUCGCUCUUGAGUCCAUUGAAGGUGUAGAUGUCAACGCCCCAUUCAACUCUAAUGCAUGGGAAGAUGACUUGCCGGGAAGGAAACGGACGCCUCGUAUGACCGGCUUACAGGUCGCAGCUUCCAAAGGGGACCGAGCGCUUGCGAAUGUUCUACUCCAUCACGGAGCCCGAGCUGAUGUGGUGGAGUACAUAACAGGGUUGAACGCAGCAGGAUUUGCGAGGAACAACGGACAUGUGGAUCUGGCGGAAUGGCUUGAGGGCUUGUCUCGGGAAUGA